Messenger RNA from Sciurus carolinensis (gray squirrel), 5355 nucleotides. RefSeq names its product syntaxin 3 (gene Stx3). The transcript is spliced from 11 exons. Lineage: Eukaryota; Metazoa; Chordata; Mammalia; Rodentia; Sciuridae. Gene Ontology annotation, cellular component: plasma membrane; endomembrane system; synaptic vesicle. The record is from RefSeq and is a predicted model, not a curated record. The coding region runs from base 436 to 1302 and encodes 288 amino acids. Gene Ontology annotation, molecular function: SNAP receptor activity; SNARE binding. Gene Ontology annotation, biological process: exocytic insertion of neurotransmitter receptor to postsynaptic membrane; intracellular protein transport; synaptic vesicle fusion to presynaptic active zone membrane.
GCGAUCACCCCCACCUUUCUCCCCCUGGCGGCGCGACCUACCAGCCCCUGAGCCUCUACUUCGUGGAGGGACCUGGAGUUGGGCGAGGUGGGUGAGAGCGCGAGGGGCCGGGCAGCGGCCGCGCGCGGGCCCUUUAAGGAGGAGCGCGGGGCGCGGCCCAGGUAAGGGGCGGGCCCGCGGGCGGAGGAGCGCUGCGCGCCGGCGCCGGCCGGGAGCCGGAUUUGGAGCGCGCGGCGGCGGCGGCUGGGGGCCGGAGGGGGCGGCGCGGCGGAGCCUCGGUGGCCUGGGACGCUCCUCCUGCGAGGGCCGCCGCCCGCCUCCGCCUGCGCCUGGAGCUCCCUCGCUCCGGCCGGGACAGGUCGCCACUUCCGGCCGUUCCCCUGGGACGCGCUCACCUGGGACGCGCUCCUCGCCUCCGGGCACCUGGGCUCCAGGAUGAAGGACCGGCUGGAGCAGCUGAAGGCGAAGCAGCUGACACAGGAUGAUGAUGCGGACGAGGUGGAGAUCGCUAUUGACAACACAGCUUUCAUGGAUGAAUUCUUUUCUGAGAUCGAGGAGACUCGGCUCAACAUUGACAAGAUCUCAGAGCAUGUGGAGGAAGCAAAGAAACUCUACAGUAUCAUUCUCUCUGCACCAAUUCCAGAGCCAAAAACCAAGGAUGACCUUGAACAGCUUACAACUGAGAUCAAGAAAAGGGCCAACAAUGUCCGGAAUAAACUGAAGAGCAUGGAGAGGCAUAUUGAAGAAGAUGAGGUCCGGUCGUCAGCAGACCUUCGGAUUCGGAAAUCUCAGCACUCCGUCCUCUCUCGGAAGUUUGUGGAGGUGAUGACCAAGUACAAUGAGGCCCAGGUGGACUUUCGUGAACGCAGCAAAGGGCGAAUCCAGCGGCAGCUUGAAAUUACUGGCAAAAAGACAACAGAUGAGGAGCUGGAGGAGAUGCUAGAGAGUGGCAACCCUGCCAUCUUCACUUCUGGGAUCAUUGACUCCCAGAUUUCCAAGCAAGCCCUCAGUGAGAUCGAGGGUCGGCAUAAGGACAUUGUGAGGCUGGAGAGCAGCAUUAAAGAACUUCAUGACAUGUUUAUGGACAUCGCCAUGCUGGUGGAGAAUCAGGGAACCAUGAUUGACCGGAUUGAGAACAACAUGGACCAGUCAGUUGGCUUUGUGGAGCGGGCUGUGGCGGACACCAAAAAGGCUGUCAAGUAUCAAAGCGAAGCUCGGAGGAAAUUGAUAAUUAUCAUUGUGAUAGUAGUUGUGUUGCUGGGCAUUUUAGCAUUGAUUAUUGGACUUUCCGUCGGACUGUAAUGAGUGGCCUGAGGGGCUGCUGCACUGAAAUAACCUGAUCUCCCUCCAGCCUGGCGUGACCACCUUUAUCAUCAGAUGGGAAUGAAGUCUGAAUGACCUUCCUGAGAGCAAAGGGGACCCGUUCCUUUGUUUCCUUGUGACCACCCUUGGACCUGACUCAGCAAUCAAUCUAGCCCUGGAGGAAUCCAGCCUAUCUGAUGCAACCCUGAGUUCUCCUCAAAACACUCCUGCCCCAGCAACUGAAGUACCUUCCCUCCUGGACCAUAUGAACUGACCCAGCUUUUCCCCUCUGUGGUGUGUCAAAUUAUGCCUUGCACCUUGGAAAGGCCAUGUGAGACCAUCCCAAGGUGCUGUAUCUUCUACCUCAUGGUGUAUUUUCCCAGAAUGCAGUGCAUUUUUCUAGGGGAGUAUCUUUAACAAAGCAGAGGGAUUCUUCUAAGUUUGGCAACAGUAGGGCUUGGAUGGGAGACUUCUGCAUGGCAGGGUGCCAGUCCUAUUUGUCCUGAAAACACGAGUGACUGGCAGAUGUCAUUUUGGUCCAAAAAGUUGACUUGCUUGAAAUUCAACCUCAAAUUCAGCUUUUAGUAAGGUCAAUCUGGGGGCCAAUUUGGUCUUUCUUGAGGUUGUAUACUCUCAUGUUUAUUCAAAGAGGGACCAGGAUGAUAGUCAUCUGAGGUUGCCAUUUGCAAAAACUGAGGGUUUGGAAUAUUAGUUUCCCUUUGAGUCUUGGACACUGGCUCUUCACCUUUGGAGUGAUUCUUUGUGAAGCCAUUGCCCUGAGGCCAAAAAUAACUAGGGAUUUGAAAUUGGGCUGGGGACAAGGUGCUAGAGUCUCAGACUCUGAAAAGGUUUCAUGAGGCUGAGUGUUAGUCACUCAUAUGUUCAGGUGUAUUUUUAUAAGUUUGUAUGUGAGAUGCAUUUACCUGUAUGUGUCUAUUUCUCAGGAAAUAGGAAACUAGAAAAGGCAGAUACUAUGACCUCAAAAAUUAAAAAAAAAUUUUUUUGAGCUGGAUUAAAAACUAGGUAAGGUGCAUUUGUUUACCUGCAAAUGAAUCAUUGUAGAAAUAUGAUCUCAUGUCAUCAAGAAACUUGUUUUCUAGAUGAGAACUGGGAGAAUCAAAUGAGAUACUUGGAUUGAGGACUGAGUUGAUUCACAUUAAGUUUCUGUAUAGCACAUAUACAAGGUGUAAUGUUUUGACACCUUUCCCUAUCUGCUGCCUCCACUAGGCUUUUCCUGAGAACGUCCCGCAGCAAUCCGAUGUUAUCCAUAUGAUCUAUGGGAUGUCCUGUCUUGGAUUGAGUUAGUUGGGAGAGACUAGAGACUACCUGCUACUGGGUGAAUGAGCUUGACAGGUUCUUUGUUUUCCCCAGUUGUCACAGAGGAAGCAACAGCCAGGAAAUUUUCAUGUAGUGACUGCUAAGCCAUAGUUAGUCCCUUAGAUCUCUGCCAGGCUCCUGGAUUUUGGGUACUAGCUGUAUUUCAGCUUUGACUGUAAUGCUUUCUAAGGUAGAGUGAGCACCCUGAUCCAGCACUGCCCAUUAGUUUCCAGUGCAAAGGGUCUCAUUCCUUGUCAUCACCCAGCACUCAGACAGAGCCACAGGGAUGCCCUUCUCCCUGUGGCUGUGAUGUUGGACAGGAGACAAGCUCUAAUCUCAGGCCUUUACUGUCCUCUGAGACUGAGGCCUGUAGCUUAAAGUUUGGAAUGCAACACAGGAAGGGUUUUUGUAUUUUUUUAAAUGUGAAUUUGAUUAUUUUAUUGCUAAUUUAAAAAUAAAUGACUUUAUAAUGAUUGCAACAGUUCUGGCUCUUAUCUCCCUGCAAACACUUGGUGAUGUGGUGCCACCAUGUGGUGGUUUUUGUUCAGGUUUUGGAACACAAAUGGUUGUAAUGGUUCACUAGUUCAAAUUUUUGAAAAUGGCUUCUUCACUCCCAAAGAAUGCAGUGUACCUGUACUUGAGUUUCAGAGUUGAGGUACUUUCUGCAAAAGAAUUUGUUCACUCACGCAGAGCUAUUUUCCUAUAAAUACUCUGGAAACAUUUCUAUAAACACUCAGGGUUCCAGAAGCCAGAUCCAUCUCUCUUUCCUUCUGCUUCUCCUUUUCCCUUCAUACCCUCUUCCAUGUUCAGAAGCAUCAUCUUCCUUUAGUCAGUACUGUCUCCUGCACAGUGAUGUCAUUGCUCAUGUGCUUUUUCUUUCCUUGUCUGGAUGAACAGAAGAAGAUCAUGAUCAUGAUCUGCUGUGUUAUCCUUGCGAUCAUCUUGGCUUCCACCAUUGGGGGCAUAUUUGCCUGAAAAAGGUGAGCUGUCAGUGGGGAGGAGGGUCAGGUCUGCUUUCACUGGACACUCUUGUGUUCUGGGGCCUUCUCUUUGUCACCAGGCGCACUAAUCUGUGUGUGAUGAGGUGCUGGAAUAGGUAAAGAAUAGGGAAAACCAAGGAAAAGGAUAUUUCAUGGACAAAUGGGCGGAGUUGGUAGCAGUCAGUGGGAGAGGAAGGGAGAAAGGCAGAAAUCUGUAACUGGGUCUGGGAGCAGAAUGCUUUGCACAGGUCAAGUCAUUGAUUCCUGCCAUAAAAAUUGAGCCUUGGUAUCUGGGAAUGGCAGAAGGAGCAAGAAUUAGUUCUUGCAUUAGGUGGACCCUGGACUCUUUCAAAUGGGGCCGCACAGUAGAUCUACAUCAAAUAAAGGUCUUCCCUUGGGGUUAGGAUAAGUUAGUGUAGCCUGAUGAAUACUGUCUUACCCCUGUAUAAGAGGGAUUUGUGUGAAAUUCAAAUACCAUGCUCUACAGUCUAUGAUUUUCCCCUUCAUUCUUCUGUCCUCACAGAUGGAUCUUCGUGGCAUUUCCAAUCCUCCCACCUCUGUGGGGUCAUCACUUCUCUACUGCAGACUCCUCAUCAACUACACCUCUUUCCAUUAGGAAAUUUCUUAAGACACAUGGCAUCAAUCAGCUGCUUACUAAGUUAUGCAAAGGGAGAACUUAUGCAAAUAUGGAAAUGGGAGGGGGAAGGGAUGAAGGAACAGAGAGCACAGCUGUAUUUACAGUUGGUUAGGCAAAUAGUUUAAAGGGCGGGCCUGUGGGGUAGAGCAGAAGUCAUGGUGGGUACCAUAGGAGAUAAUACCUGGAGCCCACACCGACAGAUGGCUGUGAAGAGGCAGUUCCUAUAGCACACCCAGUUCAGCAGGCUCUUAUGUGAACUGCUGUGAACUGAUCAAGAUCAGCACACUUGUUACUUCUGCUUUUAAGGCUUUUCUAGGUCUCACCCUUGACCAACUGUGUAUCUUCCUCCUUUAGGGUCCAACAGUAGUCUUAAAAUGGGAAGUACCAGGCCUUGUCUUGCUCACUGCUCUGUCCCCAGUGCUUAGCACAGUGCCUGCCACUCACAGGUGCCCAAAUGUUUGCUGACUUAAUGACCUAUCAUCAAGUUGUGAUUUCAGUCACGGAGGCGUGCUUGGGAUUGCCUCUUUAAAGGCAUCAAUGGGAACCUGUUCUUUUCUUGUCAGAAGCUGUGUAAAGCUGCCAGCCCUGGCUGAUCGAUUUAUAUAAAAUGCUCCAAACCCCAACCCCCAAUCACCAGAACACAUACUUUAUUAAAAUGCUUUUUUGUGGGUGGUGAUGGUGGAGUCUUAUUAGUAGUCUUUCUGUAGAGAUGGUUGGUUGCAGGAUGGAAGUUCACUAAUGGACCCUCAACAAAAGAAACACAUUUAUACCACGACUGAACUUCCAGCUCAGCACACCAUGCUCUGUGGUCCAUACAAACAGGUGAAGGUCUAAGGAGGAAUAAGUGAUCGCUUGCUGCACUUCUUCCCGAUAUGUGUUGCAGGCUGAAACUGUUGGUUGGAAUGCACCAGCACAAAGUGGUCCAGAUGCUGUGCCCAACUCAAGGUUUUUAUGUUCACCUUUAAAACUAUGUAUAUGUGAGUUCCAGUAUGACUUAGUGAUUACAUUGCAAGCAUCUCACUAAAAAUACAUUAAAAUUCACAGUAUGUGACUGUUGAGGACCACCCACCUGUGCAGAUGUGUACUUCUGAAAAUCAAUUAAAUUCUUAUUUUCUUUGC